AUGGCUCAAUGGCUCAGUGGGAUGUAUGUGAACAAUUGGUAUUCUUCAAUUCUUAAACUCGAAAUCUGUCGAGCGUCCUCGAAAUCUAUCGAGCAUCCUCGAUCGUUUUCGAGCGUCCUCGAAAUCUAUCGAGCAUCCUCGAUCGUUUUCGAGCGUCCUCGAAAUCUAUCGAGAGUCCUCGAUCGUUUUCGAGCGUCCUCGAAAUCUAUCGGGCGUCCUCGAAAUCUAUCGAGCGUCCUCAAAAUCAAUCGAGCGUCCUCGAUUGUUUUCGAGCGUCCUCGAAAUCUAUCGAGAGUUCUCGAUCGUUUCCGAGCGUCCUUGAUCGUUUUCGAGCGUCCUCGAUUGUUUUCGAGCGUCCUCGAAAUCUAUAGGGCGUCCUCGAUCGUUUUUGAUCAUCCUCGAUUGUUAUCUAUCGAGAGUCCUCGAUCGUUUUCGAGCGUCCUCGAAAUUUAUCGGGCGUCCUCGAUCGUUUUCGAGCAUUCUCGAUUGUUUUCGAGCGUCCUCGAAAUCUAUCGAGAGUCCUCGAUCGUUUUCGAGCGUCUUCGAAAUCAAUCGAGCGUCCUCGAUUGUUUUCGAGCGUCCUCAAUCGUUUCCGAGCGUCCUCGAUCGUUUUCGAGCGUCCUCGAUUGUUUUCGAGCGUCCUCGAUUGUUUUCGAGCGUCCUCGAUCGUUUCCGAGCGUCUUCGAUUGUUUUCGAGCGUCCUCGAAAUCUAUAGGGCGUCCUCGAUCGUUUUUGAGCAUCCUCGAUUGUUUUCGAGCGUCCUCGAAAUCUAUCGAGAGUCCUCGAUCGUUUUCGAGCGUCCUCGAAAUCUAUCGAGAGUCCUCGAUCGUUUUCGAGCGUCCUCGAAAUCUAUCGGGCGUACUCGAUCGUUUUCGAGCAUCCUCGAUUGUUUUCGAGCGUCCUCGAAAUCAAUCGAGCGUCCUCGAUCGUUUUCGAGCGUCCUCGAAAUCUAUCGGGCGUCCUCGAAAUCUAUCGAGCGUCCUCGAAAUCAAUCGAGCGUCCUCGAUCGUUUUCGAGCGUCCUCGAAAUCUAUCGAGAGUUCUCGAUCGUUUUCGAGCGUCCUCGAUUGUUUUCGAGCGUCCUCGAAAUCUAUCGGGCGUCCUCGAAAUCUAUCGAGCGUCCUCGAAAUCAAUCGAGCGUCCUCGAUCGUUUUCGAGCGUCCUCGAAAUCUAUCGAGAGUUCUCGAUCGUUUUCGAGCGUCCUCGAUCGUUUUCAAGCGUCCUCGAUUGUUUUCGAGCGUCCUCGAAAUCUAUAGGGCGUCCUCGAUCGUUUUCGAGCAUCCUCGAUUGUUUUCGAGCGUCCUCGAUUGUUUUCGAUCGUCCUCGAUUGUUUUCGAGCGUCCUCGAAAUCUAUCGAGAGUCCUCGAAAUCUAUCGAGCGUCCUUGA
Messenger RNA from Spodoptera littoralis (African cotton leafworm), 1386 nucleotides. NCBI's taxonomy places the organism in Eukaryota, Metazoa, Arthropoda, Insecta, Lepidoptera, Noctuidae. The record is from the annotation of a GenBank genome assembly.